Messenger RNA from Prorocentrum cordatum, 891 nucleotides. NCBI's taxonomy places the organism in Eukaryota, Dinophyceae, Prorocentrales, Prorocentraceae. The record is from the annotation of a GenBank genome assembly.
AUGCACAGGGCUCCCACGUCGGCGUCUGUCGCGGCCGCUGCUGCAGCCGCGUGGCUCUUGGGCUCGAGGUCCUUCUCCGAGGGCGGGCUGCGCGGAGUCGGCGGGGGCGCCCGCUGGCGGGUGCCGCCGGGCCGGACGGCCAGGGCGGCGGCGGCAGGCCCUGAGCGUGGAGCUGAUGCGCCGGAAGACAGCAAGGAUUUGUUCGGCGCCCUGAACCGAGACGGCGCAGUGCCCUUGAGCGACAUGAUGGCUUUGAUGGACGAGGACGGUGAUGGGACCAUCAGCCGCGAAGAGUUCGAGAAUUUCAAGAACAAGAUGGGCUCUGGUGGAGGUUCUGGAGGUUCUGGUGGAGGCGUCGGAGGCGGCGACAACGCUGGUGGGGGCGGCCCCGGCGGCGGUGACAGCUCUCCGACCAGCGGCGGCUCUGGCCCUCCCCUCGCGGUCCUGGCGCUGGCGGCGCUGGCCGUCGUGGCGCUGGCCCUCGCGGCCCUGUCCCGCCGCGGGCGCCGCGCCGCGGCCGGCGGGGCGAGCGGGGCGCCGGACGUGCGGCCAGGGAGGGGACGAGGAGUUCGUCUUCGGCAGGUGCGACCAUUAUCGUUGUUCUGCUUGUCGCAGCCGCAUUACUCUGGCAGCAAAUCGUUCAACUGGCCCGAGUUCUGGCGCUGGCGCCGGCUCAGGCCGCCCUGGACGAGGGGCUGGCCAUACUCGGCGUCCCACCCGCAGAGGUCGAAGUUGGUGAAGAAGAGCUUCCAGCCCGACAGAGCUUCUGGCCGAUUGUGGUCGUCUGCCUCGCCGUGGGGUCGGCGACGGUCGCUGGUGUUCUCCAUGCCGCGCGAAAGAGGAGACCGAGCUCAAGAAGAUUCGGACCAUCGGCGUCGGCUCCUACGGUGA